This is a messenger RNA of Cephus cinctus (wheat stem sawfly), 15596 nucleotides long. RefSeq names its product dynein heavy chain 10, axonemal (gene Dhc98D). Gene Ontology annotation, cellular component: dynein complex. NCBI's taxonomy places the organism in Eukaryota, Metazoa, Arthropoda, Insecta, Hymenoptera, Cephidae. The record is from RefSeq and is a predicted model, not a curated record. Gene Ontology annotation, biological process: microtubule-based movement. Gene Ontology annotation, molecular function: dynein light intermediate chain binding; ATP binding; dynein intermediate chain binding. The transcript is spliced from 58 exons.
AAUUUGUUUCGAUAGUCCAUUAAGAGACCUAUGCGAUUAUCCAUAAAUUUUUUGUAUUAUUUUAUAAAGAAUUUAUUAGGUUAAGAAUAUUUAGAGUAUUGAUCACAGGGGUUGUUAUUCUUGCUACCCUUAUUUGUUUGACAGGGUUUAAUAGUUUAUCUUGGCAACCAAGUUAGCCUGGCAACGUCAAGUCAAUUCUUUUUUUGUAAGGUUCUUUAGAUAAAACCAAGAACAGGUUUCAAUCUAUUGGCAGGUACGUUAGUUGACUAAUUAGGGAAUUAAUUAAAGACUUAUUGAACAGUAUAGUGCUCGAAUAAGAAAUCAAUUACUGAAUAAGAAAUGUGAUAUUUUAAAAAUAACAAUUCGUAUUCAAAAAAGGGUUAUAAAACAUUAUAUCAUUAACUGUUCAAAGAUAUUUUGACUUUGUAACGUUUAAGAUAAUAAUUAAAAAUGGAGGAUUCGGUUCAUGAUUCUGAAAAUAUCGAAGAGGAACCAGAAGAUGACGAUGGUGUACGUAGUGACAGUCACAGGCCAUCGUUGACACUAGAUUAUCGAAUAAUGUGGAUUCGAGAGAAAGUCCUGAAAUUCCUGGGACUUCAUGGACAGCAUCGACUUUUUGACAACUUGAUAAACGACAAUCAUCGCUACUUUGAGGAUAAGUUACUGAACUUGUUGGUUUUGGAUCUUUACGGCAUAGUCGAUCUUGAAAAGAAGCAGGUCUUCUUUUACAAGACUUAUCACAGUGAAGUUAUUCAGGAAGAAAUUGCAGUUUGGGAAGAGAGCCAACGUACAAAAAUCACAGCAGUCACAGCCUUCGCAUCCAAAGUCAAGUCACAACGGUUGACCAAGAGCGCACCUGGAAAGGUCGAAAAAGUGGUCGAAGAAGAGAAAAAAGAGAAGAAGCCAAAGAAAGGGAAAAAGGGAAAAGGGAAAUUGGAGAAGCGCGACGGUAGCGUCAGUACAGGCAUUACGAAUACAAUGAGUUCAACAAUGGCUCUCUCGACUAGUCAAAUAUCAUCUUCGAGAGAAAUUAGCGAGAGAUUCGACGAUGACGAGGAAGAGGAAGAUGGGGGCGAGGAGUCUUUAACGGAAACGAAGAAAAAGACGAAGAGCACGGUAUCCUUGGGCUCAAUGCCUUUUGUCCCCCCACCGGGCGAAGAGGACAAAUACAUUCUUACCAAGAAAAUGGUCGACCGUGUUAUACAAGUGGCAGAUCUUCAUAUGAUAUGUGGUGCCCUUGACGGAAACAGGACAGACUUGCAGAAUGUCAAUCUAGUGUACUUCUUAAGAUCUAGUGACGAAGGAAUACCACCAUUCGACACGUACCAGGAAUGCCAUGCAGAAAUUACAGACUAUUUGAUGGUAGGAUCCAUAAAUGGAAAAUUUCUGUCUUCCUUCAACAAGAUGCUUACGCAAGUCUUCAAACCUCUCGUGGAAAGACAAUUCAGAGAGCCUGCAGGUGAACUACAAGAUGUGAAAAAUGAAAAUUUAAAACUUGAGUUAUCGAUCGACAGCGAAAUGAGAAAGAGCAGAAGCAGACAAACCAGUUCGACUGCAGCGUUCACAAAGCCUUCCGUUUAUCGUCGCAUGUCGAUGGUUAUUAAGAGAAAGACAAUGGACGUUGAUAAACUAGCGAGGGAAACGUCAGAACAGUCGAAGGAGAAGAUCAAAGAGAAGGAACGGAAGAAAAGUGACAAAUUAAAGAGACAGAUUUCGGCCAUUGGUAGAAAGCUCAGCAUGAAUAAGAAAAUUAAUGAGCACAAGGGUAGCUCUGUAUCGGAACCAAAAUCUAUGUCUAAUAUUAAUAUGAAACGUUUGGAAGCCCAAUCAGAAGUGGAAUUGGAUCCAACUAAAAGUGACAUUUUGGAGUUUCUCUUUAAAUUAACCGCCAGCGUUGAGUGGACCUUGGAGCAUACCGAAGGUGAUAUUUUACUAGUUAUACCUAAAAUUCCUGAACUUUUUGAUCCACAAGUAACAGAUGAGAUGAUCUGUGCUAAUGAAAAGGCAAUACAGGAAUUGGAAGACGUUGUCAUAUCCUGGGGAAAGCAUAUUCAAAAGAUUGUGGAAUCUUAUACAAAUAAGGUAACGCAUGGCAAAGGACCUAUCGAUGAAUACGAUUAUUGGCAUGAUCGAGAAACUGGAUUAUCGAUAUUGGUGGAACAAUUGAAAACCUCCACAGUCAAGAGGAUACUCUCAGUUUUGAAUAAAGCUCAGUCAGUGAUCGCUUCCGAUUUUGCGUUUUUCCAAAAUGAACUUCAAAGGCAUUACAUCGAAGCCAGGGACAAUAAUAAAUUUCUGUAUACCAUGUUGAGGUACUUCAAGCUCAUUACGGAAUCGGAUGCAUUUAAAACAAUUACUGAAAUUAUACCGCCGUUAAUGACAGACAUUAAAAUGAUCUGGGUACUUUCUAAAUAUUAUGGUAACGAAGAGAAAAUGGUACCAUUCUUAGAAAGGAUAUCUUGGCAGCUCUGUCAAAAUGUCACUAAGAAUUUGGCAGUUAACACCCUCUUCACGAACCCUCUGAACAUUGUGAUACACAAAACAGAGGAUGCGCAUAAGAUGAUGAGGAGUUGGAAGAUCGCUUACCUCCAGACCAGACAGAGUAUAGAGACUUCUGGAAAAGGAACAAGAUGGGAAUUCGAUCAGCGAAGACUGUUUAAAGAGACUGAGUAUAUAGCUGGAGUCUGCGAUGACUUAAAUAAGAUUGGCAGUGUCCUUCAAGACUUUUACAACAUCUUCGGAGCUGAGCUGAAGUCUAUCAUAAAUGAUCCUUCGCAAAUAGAUGCUGUGAUCAAGAGAGUAGCUAAACUGGUUGUACCAAUUCAGAAAGCUGACUUCAAUGUCUUCACUCAAUUCAACAAAGAGAACUGGGAAGCCAUGAUGACCUGGUUCUAUGCUGAGGUGACUUUUCUGGAAAAUGAAGCGAAAUUCUUCAUCGAUGAAUGCUUCACUGUAUUAAUCAGUGCAGAAGACGCUCUGGAGAUGCUGAUAAAAUUUAAAAAUCUCAAAACCAGAGCUGCUAUUCAGGAACAGCUGUUGAAGAAGUUUGAUGUCAUUAUGCAACAGUUCAGCAAGGAAAUUGGGAUAGUAGAGAAUAUAUUUAAUAGAGGAAAACGAAAUCCACCAUUGCUACGGUACCAUCCUCCUGUUGCUGGUGCUAUUUUUUGGGAGAGACAAUUAUUUCACAGGCUAAAGGGACCUGUACUUAUAUUUCAAAAUGUUAAUGAGCUUAAACGCAGUGAACUGAAGCUUCUGGCUUUUGAACAGUAUUUGUCGAUAGCCAGGCAAUUGAAAAAUUUUGAAGACACAAAGUUUAAGGUCUGGGUCGAUAAAGCACUAUCCACUGUUGCAUGUACCAUGAAGAAAAGUAUACUCAAGACGGUUGUAUAUGACCGAAAAAAAGUUGAUCAAGUUCAUAAACGAGCACAAGCCAAAGUGUAUCUGGAACUUCGAAAAACCAGAAGUGGAACUAUGUUGCAAUUAAAUGAUGGAUACCAAACAACUCCUCCAGGUUCUAGUCAAAAGACGGAAGUUAUUAUAUCCAAACAAAGUCUUGACACAACUGGUUCUGGUUCAGUUACUCCAAAAAUCAUGAACACGGUAUUACCGUCCAAAAUUCAUGCGAAACCAGGAGCAAAGUUGGAUAAAAUAAUAGGUUCUGGAAAUAAAGAUCAAAGGCCAUCAUCUGUGUCUGUUACUAGUGAAAAUUCGCCAGGAUUAGGACAAAAUUUAACAUGGAAGGAGGAGAUGCAGGAUACAAUUUUGGUAGAACAUCAACUUCGUUUUGCAGUGAAUUUCAAAUGGGAAAUUUUCGAAAUUAUUCGAGAGGCGGAACUUCUGGAACAACUGGGUUUUGAGUUACCAGAUGCAAUACGAGACGUGGGAAUACAAAAAGAUCGUCUUCAACAUGACAUUGAAAUAAUUGAAGAAAUGAUUAACCAAUACAAUAUUAUUAUAGAUGACCUUGAUGGUGCAGAUAUUUUACUGUUGAAGAAUACCUUGUUGAAUAUUGAAAAACAUAUAAAACCUGGAAUUACGCGGUUCAAUUGGUACUCCUUAGGAAUUGUUGAAUAUGCCACAAAUUGUGGAAAGCUAUUAAAGAGUCUCGUUUCAAUGGUCGUUCAAGUUGAACAGUUGAAGAAUGACCUAAACAAUCGUAUUGAAGCUGAUCUAGAGUCUUUCAACUUGUUCACAAGCACGGAGGAUCCAAAUGAUCCACUUUACACAUUUAGUGGAUGCAAGGUAACAUAUUACUAAAAAUAAUUUCAUAAAUCAUUAGAUUAAUAAUUUUUUUGCAACGUUAAGACUUUUUUCCUGGACGUUGAAUCCAAGAGAAAUGAGUUGGUCUGUGCCAUGUUAAAAUCUUAUCAAUCCGCCAGUCCAAUGUUAAUAAAACUGGAGAACCUCGUGGAGGGAACAUCAACCGGAAUGGCUUCAUCAAUGCUGGCGUAUUAUGAAGAAUAUGAACAAAAAAUCUUCACAGCUUUCAUAACGUGCUUUGUGAGAAAUCUGGAAGUUCUGAACAAGAUGCUUUCAGGCAACAAAGCUGUGUUUCAGGUGGAUGCUGUUUUGGUAACCUCUGAAGUUGUACUACGACCAUCUCCUAAUGAAAUCUAUACAAUCAUUUUGCACGACGUUAAAGAUCUUUUAGAACGGAUGAAAGUGUUUCCAAGAUGGAUGACAAAUACGUGCUUAGAAUGCAAGCCAAUAAAACGUGAGCAAACAGAGGAACAUGCAACAUUCAGUUUCUUCGAGGACAUCAUGAGCAUUCAGAUAGUCAAUGAUCUCAUCAUCACUGUCCAAGACACAACGCACAGAUUGGCGAUAGACUGCUGGCGAUAUUUAUACAAAUGGAAAAAGUAUGGCAACCUUUGGUGUUUCGAUAAGACUCAAUAUUGCGAAAAAUUCGCUGCGAAAAAUCCAACGCUCUUACAAUUUGAUGAAAAAUUUGCUUUCUAUGAUGCAAUAAUUGAGCAAGUUCAGGAGAUGAAACCAUAUCAUGACAUCUGUAGUGUCCGAGUGAACCUGACACCAUUGCUUCAGGGGAUUCAGGAGCAUGCCAACGAAUGGAAGCAGAUAUUAGGUAGCUACCUCCUGGUUAAUACGUUACUGUCAAUGGAGGAACUCGAGACGAAGAUCAAGGAAUUUAGGAACGACGUGGAGCUCGUCAUCAGUGGCCUCGAUAGAUUUAAAUUGGUGAUGCAGACUAUAGCCGAUGUCAAAAAAAUGGCUAUCCAGGCGGAAGUACAAUAUUCUCUAUACCAGGAAAUCUUCAGGACACUUCAAAUACAUUCUAUAGAGUUCUACAAAGAGGAUGAACAGAGGGCCUAUAAACUGGAGCACGAUUGGAACUCCCUGUACAUGGGGGCACUUUACAGAGCCACUACUUUAGAGAGUACCAAGUACCGUUUCUGCGAGAUGACCAAAGAACAGAUUACUGACUUCAGUCAUGAGUUUCAUGAGUUUGCCGAAGAUUUUGAGAUGAAUGGUCCAGGUAGUGUUGGUAACGAUCUGGAUGCUGGACUGAAGAAAAUGGAUGAAUAUGGAAAGCUUCUGGAUAAAAUGGAAGCAACCAGACAAGAUCUUGUUAAUGCAGAAAUUCUUUUUGAUCUGCCACCUGCCGACUAUUCGAUUCUCUUGAAAGUGAAAAAGGAUUACGAAGGCAUGGAGAUGCUGUAUAAAUUGUAUAAAAUGCAACGAAGUGCUAGAGAUGUUUGGGCUAAGACACUUUGGGCCAACUUAAAUCCGCAACAGUUGAUCGAUGGGAUGGAACAGUUCAUUAAGGAGUUUAGAAAGCUACCCAAAGCUGUCAGGACGCUGAGCGUCGGUCAAGCCCUUGACUCCAUUAUGAAGAGCUUCAAGAAUUCGGUUCCGCUGUUUGUGGAAUUGAAGAACGAAGCUAUGAGGGAACGUCACUGGAUGGAACUCAUGGACAAGACUGGAAAACACUUUGAUAUGUCCCCGAACAGGUUUACACUGGAGAAUAUGUUUGCUAUGGACCUAGCACAGUAUCAGGACAUCGCAGAGUCUAUUGUAGUCAAUGCUGUGAAGGAAUUGGCAAUCGAGAAAGCAGUGAAAGAAAUAGCAGAAGUAUGGAAAACCAUGGAAUUAACAGUUGUGAAACAUUUCAAAGGAAGCGAAGACCGUGGCUUCAUCUUAGGCCCCGUCGAUGAACUCAAUCAGGUCCUAGAAGAUAACAUGAUGAAUCUACAAAGUAUGUCAGCGUCCCAAUUUAUUGGGCCGUUUCUGAGCACAGUACAAAAAUGGGAAAAGGCUAUGCAAACAAUAUCCGAGGUGAUCGAAGCUUGGAUGGAACUUCAAAGGAAGUGGCUCUACCUGGAGGGCAUCUUCGUGGGAGGCGAUAUUAGAGCCCAGCUACCAGAAGAAGCCAGAAAGUUUGAUGAUAUUGAUAAAAUCUUCAAGAAGACCAUGAUGGACACGUCUAAGCGACUUAAUGUUUUAGAAUGCUGUACAGUUUUGGGUCGAAAGGAGGAAUUCGAAAGUCUCAGUGCAGGCCUGGACAAAUGCCAGAAAUCUCUAACAGAAUACUUAAACAACAAAAGAGCGAUAUUUCCAAGAUUUAAUUUCAUUAGUGAUGAGGAACUCCUUGGAAUUCUGGGAAGUACCGAUCCAGCAGCUAUACAAGAACAUAUUGGGAAAAUGUUCGACAACCUAGAUAAAUUCAGACUUGGUCCUGAUAAUCAGGACAGGAUUGUAGCCUCGGCUUUUAUAUCGUAUGAGCGUGAAAUCAUGGAAUUUCGCAACCCUGUCCUUACCGAAGGUAAAAUUGAAGAAUGGAUGGUACUUGCGUUGGCAGAAAUGCGAAAGUCGAACAGAUAUUUGACAAAAAAGGCAGUUUAUGAUUAUGGAAAAGUCCGGAGACCAAGGACCGAGUGGAUGUUAGACUUUCAGGGGAUGAUGGUCCUGGCAGCUAAUCAAAUUUGGUGGACUGCUGAAGUGGAGAACGUUUUCAAAAAAAUAUCUCAAGGAAAAAAACGAGCUAUGAAAGAGUAUUUACAACAACUGAACAACCAAUUGGAUGAAGUUGUUACCUUGAUGGGUGGCGAUACACUUUCUAAUAACGAUAGAAAAAAAUUAGAUACUGUUUUAACAAUAGAUGUUCACAUUAGAGAUAUUAUUGAUGGAUUUGUCCGAGACAGUAUAAUGGACGCCAUGGAAUUUGAUUGGGAGAGUCAGCUGAGAUUCUAUUGGGUCCAUGACCUAGACAAUGUUUGGAUGAAUCAGUGUACAGGCACUUUCGAGUAUGGAUAUGAGUACAUGGGACUCAAUGGACGUCUAGUUGUAACACCAUUGACAGAUAGAAUUUAUCUUACUAUAACCCAAGCACUGUCUAUGCACUUGGGUGGUGCACCUGCAGGCCCUGCUGGUACUGGGAAAACUGAGACUACGAAGGAUCUAGCAAAAGCUCUAGGACUUCUUUGUGUUGUGACAAAUUGUGGAGAAGGAAUGGAUUACGUAGCCAUUGGUAAAACACUUAGUGGUCUUGCCCAAUGUGGUGCCUGGGGUUGCUUCGAUGAGUUCAACAGAAUUGACAUAUCAGUCCUCUCCGUAAUCUCCACUCAACUUCAGACUAUAAGAUCAGCAUUGCAAUUGAAAGCCAAGAGAUUCAUGUUCGAAGGACAAGAUUUAGUCAUGGACAGUAAGGUUGGCAUAUUCAUCACCAUGAAUCCAGGAUAUGCAGGAAGGACCGAACUUCCGGAAUCUGUGAAGGCACUCUUCAGGCCAGUAGUGUGCAUAGUACCUGACAACGAGAUGAUCUGCCUGAUCAAAUUAUUCAGCGCCGGUUUCCUCACUGCCAAAAUCCUGGCUAAGAAGAUGACUGUCUUGUAUAUCUUAGCGCGAGAGCAGCUUAGCAAGCAGACGCAUUAUGACUUUGGUCUUAGAGCACUGAAGUCUGUUUUAAAUAUGGCUGGUCAGCUGAAGAGAACUUCCAGUGACCUUCCUGAGAACGUAGUGCUGAUGAGAGCCUUGAGGGAUAUGAAUCUACCGAAAUUCAUAUUCGACGACGUACCUCUCUUCCUGGGACUCAUCAAGGAUCUCUUUCCUGGCCUAGAUUGUCCCCGGGUUGGCUAUCCAAACUUUAAUGAUGCUGUGGAGAAGAUGCUCCGGCAGCACGAUUACAUUGUUUUACCUGAUCAGGUUGACAAAGUUAUUCAACUAUAUGAAAUCAUGAUGACAAGACACUCAACAAUGAUUGUGGGACCAACAGGCGGAGGCAAAACGGUUGUUAUUGAAACGCUGUGCAGGGCUCAAACUUAUCUGGACAACCCAACAAAACUUUACAUCAUGAAUCCCAAGGCCUGUACGGUGGUGGAACUUUAUGGUAUACUGGAUCCCUUAACUCGUGAUUGGACUGAUGGUCUCUUGAGUAAUAUUUUUCGUGAGAUCAAUAGGCCUUUGGAAUCUGGCAAACAGGAAAGGAAAUAUAUUUUAUUUGACGGGGAUGUCGAUGCCUUGUGGAUUGAAAAUAUGAAUUCUGUAAUGGAUGACAAUAAAUUGUUAACACUGGCCAAUCAAGAGCGGAUCAAGAUGCAGAAUCAUUGUAGUUUAUUGUUCGAGGUUGGUGAUUUACAAUAUGCUUCACCAGCUACAGUAUCUAGAGCUGGUAUGGUUUAUGUAGAUCCAAAGAAUCUAGGCUAUCAACCAUAUAUGGACAAAUGGAUUCGAAGCAGAUGCAAAUCGGAGCAUGAAUUCUUUAAUGGAAUGUGUGAAAAAUAUGUAAAUACCACGUUAAAACUCAUUAUUGACGGAAUGUUAGGUCUUCAGCAAGUUAAGCCAUUGAAAAUGAUUAUUCCUCAAACUGGUCUCAAUAUGGUUGUUCAACUCUGUCACAUGGUAGACGCCCUCUAUCCUAGUCGACCAGAAGAUGAACCUCCUCAGAGACAACUUGGAGAAUUACCAAAUCAUGAAGAAGAAGCAUUUUGGGCUGAAAAAUUGGCCAACAGGGAUGAAGUUUUGGAGGCCGUUUAUAUACAAGCUUGUUAUUGUUCACUGGGUGCAGCCUUAGUAGUGGAAGCCAGGAAUGAAUUUGAUGAAUUCAUGAAGAAGACCUCAGGAUUGAUGAUGGUGGAGGAUACUCCAGAAAAACCAGCAACAACCAGAUAUAUUCCUAUAACUUAUCGUUCCCUGUAUGACUACGUUCUGGAGGUCGAUAAAAAAAUUUGGACACCCUGGAAGUUUUUGGUACCAUCUUAUAUACAUGACAGAUCCAAGAACUUCAGUGAGAUUCUAGUACCUACGAUUGAUACACUAAGAACAAUGUGGUUCGUUAAACUAAUGAAUGAUAUGAAAAAACCUGUGCUACUUGUCGGUGAGACAGGAACAUCGAAAACAGCAAUAAUACAAGAUUUUCUUAGAAGUCUUGAUCAGAAUAAAUAUAAUCAACUGUUAAUCAAUUUCUCAUCGAGAACUACGUCAAUGGACGUACAGAGAAAUAUUGAAUCAGCCGUUGAAAAAAGAACCAAGGACAUUUUUGGUCCACCUCCUGGAAAAAAGCUUAUUAUCUUUAUAGACGACAUGAAUAUGCCACUAGUCGAUACUUAUGGUACUCAACAACCUAUUGCGCUAUUGAAACUGCUACUAGAGCGUAAUGGAUUCUAUGAUCGUGGGAAGGAUCUUAACUGGAAGCAAAUGAGAGAUAUUUGCUACUUGGCAGCCAUGGGAAAAGCUGGUGGUGGAAGAAACGAAAUGGAUCCUAGAUUUGUCUCCAUAUUUUCUGUCUACAACGUUACGUUUCCAUCUGAAAUAACCCUGAAGUACAUCUACACGAGUAUCCUAAAGGGACAUCUGGAAAUAUUUCCCGAGGAAGUUCAAGAAUUAGUGGAUGAUAUCAUUCAAAUCACCUUAGAUCUUUACAAGUGUGCCACCACGGAAUUACCCCCAACACCAUCGAAAUUUCACUACGUCUUCAACAUGCGUGAUCUGUCGCGCAUAACUGCUGGUCUUCUGCAAAGUCAUCAGAGCUACUUUCCAAUGGUCCAACAAUUUUCACGACUAUGGAGGAAUGAGUUCACUCGAGUGAUCUGUGAUCGCCUUAUCACUGCAGAAGUAACUCGGACGAUGAAUAAAUGAGAGAACUUCUCAAAAGAAAUCUAAAAUCUAUAAAACCAAUGUUUAUUAUUGCAGGACAAGGAGAUUAUGAAGUCUCACCUGGAGGCAAAGAUAGAAAGCUUAUACGAAGACAAUCCUGAAGUCAUUGACUACGUAUUACGUGAUCCUCUACUCUUUGGAGACUACAGAAAUGCCUGUAACGAAGAGGAACCUCGAUACUAUGAAGAUCUUCUCGAUUACGAAGCCGUCUACAGUCUCUUCAUGGAGAUCCUAGAAGAAUACAACGAGAGGAACAUGAAAAUCAAUAUGGUCCUAUUCAACGAUGCUCUGGAGCAUUUGACCAGGGUGCAUCGUGCUCUGAGAAUGCACCGGGGUCACGUGUUGGUAGUUGGUAUUGGUGGUAGCGGAAAACAAAGCGUAAUUCGUUUAGCCGCAUUUGCUGCCAACUGUGAAACAUUUGAGAUUACCUUAACAAGAGGUUACAAUGAGUCUAGCUUCCGGGAGGAUGCAAAGAAGCUGUUCAAUAUGGUUGGAGUCGAGGACAAGAGGAUCGUCUUCUUGUUCACGGCUUCUCACGUUGCAGAUGAAAGUUUUUUGGAAUUAGUCAACAAUAUGUUGAUGACAGGCGUUGUACCAGCGCUCUUCUCUGACGAGGAGAAAGAUGCUGUUAUAAAUACUUGUAGAAACAGAGCCAAGGAAGCUGGUUAUGGUAUCACUAAAGAAAACGUUUGGUCUUAUUUCGUUAAGACAAGCAUUGGGAACAUGCGUAUCGCGCUAUCUAUGAGUCCCGCUGGUGAUAUACUCAGAUCACGAUGCAGAAGUUAUCCAGGGCUGGUUAACAGUACUACUAUAGACUGGAUGUUCCCUUGGCCUGAACAAGCUCUGUUUGCUGUUGCCAAUGUUAUUCUUAGAGAUAAUCAAAAUAUUCCUGAAGUCCAUAGAGAAGCCAUUGUGCAGCACGUAGUGCACGUGCACGUUUCUAUUGGGGAGUAUACGUCAGAUUUUCUAAUUAAACUAAGGAGGAGGAACUACGUCACUCCCAAACACUACUUGGACUUCAUCGACACAUAUCUGAACCUCUUGGUGGAGAAGAAAGAAUAUAUAGAGUCCCAAUGCGAAAGACUCUCAGGAGGUCUUACAAAGAUAGCCGAAGCUUCAGAAACACUUAAAGAUCUGAAUGCCAUCCUGGCUGUUCAGAGAGUUAAAGUAUCGGAACAAACCAAAAACUGUGAGCUAUUGUUAACGUCAAUAGGCGAAAGUACAGAUAUUGCAAUGGAAAAGAAGGAGAUGAGCAUGGAAAAGAGAAAAGAAAUUGAGGAACAGAACAAGAUUAUUGCCAAGGAAGAGGCUGAAGCUAAGGAUGCACUUGCUGAUGCUCAACCGGCCUUAGAAAUGGCUAGAUUAGCUCUGAGUGACUUGGAAAAAUCAGAUAUCACUGAAAUAAGAUCAUUUGCCACGCCACCGGAACCUGUGCAGAUUGUCUGUGAAUGUAUAGCUAUAAUCAGAGGCGCCAAGGAAAUAUCCUGGAAGAGUGCCAAGGGGAUGAUGAGCGAUCCCAGUUUUCUGAGGUUACUUCAGGAGAUGAACUGCGACCUGAUAACAUUGAAGCAGCAGCAGAUGGUCAAAGCCCAUUUGAAGAAAUCAAAUAAACUUGAACAGAUGAAAACCAUCAGUAGGGCAGGAUACGGACUUUAUAAAUUCGUGCUUGCUGUUCUGGAUUACUGUGCCGUCUAUAGAGAAGUGAAGCCGAAGAUAGAUAAAGUUCAGGCUUUGGAGGCUGAAGCAGAACGCGCGAAAAAGGCACUGGAGAAAGAAGAACAUGAGUUACAUCGUAUAGAGAAGCAAUUAGCUGAGUUAAAUGCAAAAUAUGACGUUGCCAUGUCUGAGAGACAAAGAUUACAAGAAGAAACUGACAUCCUUCAGAGAAGAUUGAUUGCAGCUGAUAAACUGAUUGGCGGAUUAUCGUCUGAGAAUACGCGCUGGCAAAAGGACCUUGAAAAUCUUCACGAAGAAAUGGAAAAGAUCAUUGGAAAUUGUCUUCUUUCUGCUGGCUUUCUUUCUUACGAUGGACCAUUCUCUUACGAAUUUCGUAUAGAAAUGAUCUAUAAUGAUUGGCAGAACAGUAUACUUAAAAGGCAGAUUCCACUUAGUCAACCAUAUAAAUUAGAGACACAAUUAAGUAAUGAUGUGGAGAUCAGUGGGUGGAAUUCAGAAGGUCUACCACCAGAUGAAUUGUCAGUACAAAAUGGAAUUCUCACUAUGAGAGCUUCAAGAUUUCCACUGUGCAUUGAUCCUCAGCAACAAGCUUUAAAUUGGAUAAAGAAACGAGAAGCUAAGAAGAAUCUGAAGAUCUUGACAUUUAAUGAUCCCGAUUUCAUCAAGCAAGUUGAGAUGGCCAUUACGUAUGGUUUUCCAGUACUCUUUCAGGAUGUUGAUUACAUAGAUCCUGUUCUGGAUAACGUACUCGCAAAAAAUAUAAAAACUGUGUCAGGUCGCACAUUUGUGGUUUUGGGUGACAAGGAAGUCGAUUACGAUGAAAGAUUUCGAAUGUAUUUAACAACCAAAUUGUCCAAUCCAAUUUUCAAUCCAGCUGUUUAUGCCAAGGCGGCAGUUAUAAACUAUAUGGUCACCUUAACAGGCCUGGAAGAUCAACUGUUGUCCGUAGUAGUGAGAACAGAACGACCGGAUGUUGAAGAACAACGGGAAAAUUUGAUUGCUGAAACGAGUGCCAACAAAAGUCUUCUUCAACAGCUCGAAGACAGUCUUUUACGUGAAAUCGCAACAAAUCAGGGUAAUAUGCUGGAUAACAUUGACUUGAUUGAAACCCUGGAAAACACCAAGUCAAGUGCCAGUGAAGUCAUGAUGAAAUUGCAUCUAGCAGAACUGACAGCAGUUGAUAUCAAUAAGUUGAGAGACGGUUAUAGGCCAGCAGCAAAACGUGGUGCUAUUCUGUUUUUCGUCCUGGCGGACAUGGCCACUGUGAACACAAUGUAUCAAUACUCCUUGAUUAGCUACCUGGAGAUAUUCAUUCACUCCCUGAAGAAGGCCUUGCCUGAUCCCUCCUUAAUGAAACGUCUUAAAAAUAUCAUAACUAUGUUGACCAAGAAUAUUUAUGAUUAUGGUUGCACCGGAAUAUUCGAGAAACACAAACUCCUCUACUCUUUCCAAAUAUGCACCAGGAUCGAGCAAAGCAUAGGCAAUGUGGAUCAGACUCAAUUGGAUUUUUUCAUCAAGGGUAACGUUUCCUUGGAGAAGGCACAGAAAGUCAAUCCUGCGCGAUGGCUUCCAUCUAGUGGAUGGGAAGACAUUCUCAAGCUUUCCAAUGAUUUUUUGACGUUUGCCAAACUUCCUGAUCUACUUCAUAAUGAAAUUGAACUAUGGAAGCAGUGGUAUGACAUGGAUUGUCCAGAAUCUGAAGAAUAUCCCUGCGACUAUUCGCAGAAUCUACAACCUUUCGAGAAGCUGAUGUUGAUGCGCUGCUUCCGCGUUGAUCGUGUUUAUCGCGGUGUUGUUAAUUACAUCAGCGAAACAAUGGGUGAAGAAUUUAUCACUCCACCUAAUGUUAGCUUCGAUGCCAUCUACGAACAGAGUACACCCACCAUGCCCGUUGUAUUCAUCCUGAGUCCUGGUUCAGACCCCACUUCAGAAUUGAUGAAGCUUGCCGAGCGAUAUGGUUGUGGAGGUGGGAAGUUCAGAUACUUGUCGCUGGGUCAAGGUCAAGAAAAGACUGCCAUUGAACUGCUGGAAACUGCCGUUGCCAGGGGCCAGUGGCUUAUGCUACAAAACUGUCAUCUUUUGCUGGGCUUUAUUAAGGAAUUAGAAAAGAGAUUAGAAAACAUAGGAAAACCACAUCCAGAUUUUCGUCUGUGGUUAACCACAGACCCCACGCCUAGCUUCCCCAUAGGAAUACUUCAGCAAUCACUAAAAGUUGUCACUGAACCUCCUAAUGGACUGAAAUUAAAUCUACGUAAUACGUACUUUAAAAUGCGAGAACAAACACUGGAAAGUUGUUCGCAUCCCAUCUUUAAACAUCUGAUCUAUGUUUUGGCUUUUUUCCAUGCUGUGGUUCAGGAACGAAGGAAGUACGACAAAAUUGGAUGGAACAUAAACUACGACUUCAACGAAUCUGAUUUCAAUGUGUGCACUACUAUUUUGGAUACCUACUUAACCAAAGCUAUGUCUAUCAAAGAGACUAGAAUACCUUGGAACAGUCUGAAAUAUUUGAUAGGAGAAGUAAUGUACGGCGGAAGAGUCAUAGACAAUUUUGAUCGUCGUGUUGUCAAGAUUUACAUGGAUGAAUACUUUGGAGAUUUCCUUUUUGAUACUUUUCAACCGUUCCAUUUUUAUCAUGAUGAUCACGUGGACUAUGUGAUACCAAUGGAAGGUGACCGUGACUCUUAUAUCCAGUUCGUCGAGGAACUUCCUCUGGUGAACUCACCAGAAGUCUUUGGUCUUCAUCCCAACGCUGAGAUUGGUUAUUUCACUAAUGCGACUAAAGAGAUGUGGACAAAUCUUAUUGAGUUGCAGCCACAAACGGCGGUAAGCGCUACGGGAAUCAGCAGGGAUGAUUUUAUCGAUAACGUCGCCAAGGACGUCUUGGUAAAAAUUCCACCAGUAUAUGACAUGAUUAAAGUCAAGAGAAAUUUUGGGUUGGCUGUAACGCCGUCAUCAAUAGUUCUCUUUCAAGAAUUGGAACGGUUUAACAAAUUGAUAAAAAGAAUGGCAGUCACUCUCACGCAAUUGAGAAAGGCCAUUGCAGGUGAGAUUGGAAUGGAUGCAGUACUUGACAACGUAUCAGUGGCACUAUACAAUGGUGUUCUACCAAAGGAAUGGUCAAAAUUAGCACCGGACACCAGGAAAAACUUAGCUGGUUGGAUGGAUCAUUUUGAGAAACGAAUAGCGCAAUACACUAACUGGUCAGGAUGUAAUGAACCAGUAGUUAUCUGGUUAUCUGGUUUGCAUAUACCAGAAACAUAUUUAGCUGCACUGGUACAGAUGGCAUGUCGCAAAAAUAAUUGGCCAUUGGACCGCUCAUUAACUUACACUGCAGUAUCUAAGUAUGCGAAAGCAGAUGAAGUGGAGGAAAGACCUGAUCAGGGUUGUUACGUACAAGGAUUAUAUUUAGAAGGUGCUCGAUGGGAUAUGGAAGAUCAUUGUCUAAAACGUUCUUACUCAAAAAUUCUUAUAGAGGAAUUACCAGUGCUGACAGUAAUUCCCAUAGAAGCUCACAGACUGAAACUUCAGAAUACAAUAAAGACUCCAGUAUAUACAACUUCCAAUAGACGAAAUGCUAUGGGGGUUGGUUUAGUAUUUGAAGCAGAUCUUGGUACUAUGGAACACAUUUCAUUGUGGGUACUUCAAGGAGUAUGUCUAGCCUUAAAUACGGAUUAAUUAGACAAUAGAAAAUGGUAUCAGGUGUAUUUAUAAAUAUUUGCAAUAGUGUGCCUCUCAUAUUUAUUUGGAAUGACAAUGAAUCGAGAGAUAAGUUAGUGUAUACGUUUAUGUGAAGUAAAUAUAGAAGCGAG